Messenger RNA from Archocentrus centrarchus (flier cichlid), 1283 nucleotides. It is a transcript of the gene p2ry8, whose product is annotated as P2Y receptor family member 8. Gene Ontology annotation, molecular function: G protein-coupled receptor activity. Gene Ontology annotation, cellular component: plasma membrane. The record is from RefSeq and is a predicted model, not a curated record. Bases 30 to 1058 code for a protein of 342 amino acids. The transcript is spliced from 3 exons. Gene Ontology annotation, biological process: positive regulation of Rho protein signal transduction; phospholipase C-activating G protein-coupled receptor signaling pathway. NCBI's taxonomy places the organism in Eukaryota, Metazoa, Chordata, Actinopteri, Cichliformes, Cichlidae.
CUGUACCUACAUCUAUAACUGACACUCAUAUGCCACUUACAUCUUCUGCGUGCGUUCACAAAGGUUCAAACAUGACAGCGAAUUCCAGCAAACUAGACGACGCCACAAUCAGCUUUUUGCAGAACUUUGAAGCCGGCGUCGCCAUCUCGGUUUUUUACAUAUUCAUCACUGCCAUUAACUUGUUAGGAAAUGGCCUGUCCAUGUGGCUUCUCCUCUUCCGUACCUCCCCCAAGACUCCCUCCAUCAUCUUUAUGAUAAAUCUUACUCUCACUGACAUGGCUCUCGGUGCUGCACUGCCAUUUCAGAUCUCCUACCAUCUCCAAGGAUAUCAAUGGAAUCUGGGACCGAAUAUGUGCAGUUUUCUAACCCUCGUUUUCUACGCCAACAUGUACUGUUCCAUCCUAACAAUGAUGGCCAUCGGUAUUGACCGCUAUCUGGGCAUUGUCAGGCCCAUGCUGUUCAGGCGGAUCAGAAAGAAGAAGUCCAUCACCAUCAUCAGCUGCCUCAUUAUGUGGGCAUUGGUCCUGAGCACUCUGUAUCCAUUGAUGACCACAGAUCUGACCUAUCAUGUCCCUCAGCUCAACAUUACCACAUGCUUUGACGUACUGAAGGCAAACAUGCUUCCAUCUGUGGCGGCCUGGGCAGCCUUCCUCUUCACCAUGGUGUUUGUCCUCUUUCUCCUUCCGUUCUGUGUGACAACAUUCUGCUACGUCAGUGUCAUACGCAAGCUGGCCAGUGAUUCAAAGACAUCCCAGAAAAAGAGGGCAAUACGUCUGGCACUCAUCGUUCUCGUAGUCUUCACAUUCUGUUUUGCGCCAAACAAUUUCCUCCUGUUGAUACAUAGUGUGCUAAGACUCUACUAUAAGAAGUCUGUCUACACCGCCUACAAGCUGUCUUUGUCUUUCAGCUGUCUAAAUAGCUGCCUUGAUCCAUUUAUUUACUACUUUGCUUCUAAGGAGUUCAGACAGAAGUUGAGAGCGAUAAUAAAUCUGCACAGUUUGAGCAGCGGAGAUUCAAUGAAGAUGGAGAACAAAGAAACUUUGUGCUCUGCACAGUGAGGUUAAAAAAGAGGACAGAGAAUAGUGUCUUUGGAACCACAGUCACCACAGCAUAGAGAGCGAGUGGGUCAAAGGGGAACAAAAGGCUUGAGAAAGGAAGUGUGAUCAAAACAGAGACUGAGAGCAGGUUUAUUCUAAGCCAGUCAAGCUCUUAUACCAUCUUGCCUUGAGUCAGUUUUUGAAGUUAUUUGUAAAAGUGUGUGUGUGUGUGUGUGUGUGUGUGUG